UAUAUGGGAGUUGUAUUGGGACGACUCUGCAGUUAUACUAGACCGGUGGCCUCCGAACAUGACAGAAGCAGAGAAGAAGGCGUACAAAAAAUGGAACUUGUGCGACACAUUUUGCUUGUUACUGCACGAGGUUUUGGAGAAGCAUUUGCAGCGUAAACAAGCCUACCUCUCGUCCAUCUUUGAAUUGAACAAUAACGUAAACUAUCCAGGCUAUGGAGCGACUACUGACUGGAUCGCGGUAACACCUCGACCUCGGAUCACCCUUGUCUCAGGGCAUGUACAACCCAAAGUCCUCUUACAUUCCGCCCUCUUUGUCUGCACCAAAGAAGGGGAUCAAUACGCCUUCGAUGGCACGGGUGAGCAAUUUGGUUGGAGUUCUUCGAGCUGGCUCCUCGAUCGAGAGGACUUUUGGGAGCAGCAUGCGGUAGCUGCAAAGAAAUGGCAAUGGGGUGAUGUGAACUCGGAGACCAUGCGCCGCAUGAUUUGUGCUCAAGACAAUGGAUACUGGAGCCUGAUCAUCUGGAGCUUUGAUGAGAUGUUUGAGAGCAUUGGUGGGGUGGUUUUGGAGAAAAUGUCCCCUGUCGCGCGUGUGAAGUAUGAUGGUCAUACCUCUGAGACAAAUACGGCAGUUGAAUGCUUUCAUUUUGAUCAAUCUCAUGCGGAUACUUCACCAGGCUGCCCAGAUGUCAUCUCGUAG
Messenger RNA from Cucurbitaria berberidis CBS 394.84, 697 nucleotides. RefSeq lists its product as uncharacterized. Bases 59 to 697 code for a protein of 212 amino acids. The transcript is spliced from 2 exons. The record is from RefSeq and is a predicted model, not a curated record. NCBI's taxonomy places the organism in Eukaryota, Fungi, Ascomycota, Dothideomycetes, Pleosporales, Cucurbitariaceae.